UUUGGCUGGGGCGCACCGGCCCCCUGGGCGGGCCGGCGGCGGGGCGCGCAGGCGCAGGGCGGCGCUGGCGGCGGCGGCGGCAUGGGGCGGGCGGCCGUGACUCUAUGGGCGCUGGCGGCGGCCGCCGUGUGGCGGCCGGUGCCCGCGGCGGCGGGCGACCCGGCAGAUACCAAAUGGAAAACAAUAACUGACCAAAUUAACAAAGCUGUGGCAGUUUAUAAGCCAUGUGUAAAGGAGAAUUGCAGCUGCCACCAAAGCGUCUGGAAGCAGGACCUGGCUCCUUUUCGAGGUGGCAUUUCCAGGGAAAUAAUAUUAGAUGUGGUGAGCCGGAAGCUUGGAACGCACUACCAAAUCAUUAAGAAAAAGUUAUAUCGUGAGCAUGACUGCAUGUUCCCUGCAAGAUGCAGUGGAGUUGAGCAUUUCCUUCUGGGGAUCAUCAACCGCCUCCCAGACAUGGAGAUGGUGAUCAAUGUGCGAGACUACCCCCAAGUCCCCAAAUGGAUGAAGCCUAUUAUCCCAGUCUUCUCCUUCAGUAAGACACCUGAGUACAAUGAUAUCAUGUAUCCCGCCUGGACAUUUUGGGAAGGAGGACCAGCUGUUUGGCCAAUUUACCCAACAGGUUUAGGGCGCUGGGACCUCAUGAGAGAGGACCUCAGAAGAUCUGCAGAAAAAUGGCCAUGGAUGAAAAAAAUCUCCAAAGGAUAUUUCCGAGGAUCCAGAACGAGCCCUGAGAGAGAUCCUCUCAUUCUGCUGUCCCGAGAAAACCCAGAACUCGUGGAUGCUAAGUACACUAAAAACCAGGCCUGGAAGUCUGAAAAGGACACCCUAGGGAAACCUCCUGCAAAGGAAAUUCCACUGGUUGAUCACUGCAAAUACAAGUACCUGUUUAAUUUCCGGGGAGUGGCUGCCAGUUUCCGGUUCAAACAUCUUUUCUUGUGUGGUUCACUUGUCUUUCACGUUGGAGAAGAGUGGUUCGAGUUCUUCUACCCCCAGCUGAAGCCUUGGGUCCACUACAUUCCAGUCAAAUCAGACCUCUCUGAUGUCAGGGAGCUGUUGCAGUUUGUAAAGGAAAACGAUGCUAUAGCACAAGAAAUUUCAGAGAGGGGACGCCAGUUCAUCAGUGAGCACUUGCAGAUGGAGGAUGUCUCUUGCUACUGGGAGCAUCUGCUGUCUGAGUAUUCCCAAGCAUUGACUUACAAAGUGAAAAGGAAGAACAACUACAAUGAGAUCACUUCUGAACGGCUGAAAACAGAACUGUAGAGACUUCUGUGGUUUUCUUAACAGCUCAAACUGAUCUCUGUGGAAAUCUGAAUACCAGUGUACCUUCUUUCUUGUUCUCUUAGGUUUAUUAUUCUUUACAGUAAAACUACAGAGAACAACAAUAGGUCAACUUUAAAAUUCUUCCCAUACAGUGGGACCCACUUAAACUGUUGCCAUAAGAACAUUACGUAGAUUGUUGGAUAAUGGGUAUUUAAUGGAGUAGUUAUACUGGUGCCUGGAAUAGGGUUGUAAGCGUUUGGGACUUUCUUACUACCUGUCUCUGUCUCAGAAUAAUCCUAAAUCCCGUCUAGUCAAUGAGGGACCAUUCUGUUAAUUUUACUGGACUUUUUAUGAAGUCCUUUGUAAUUGUGGACAAGGCACAGAAACUGAGAGCCCUGCUCAACUGGGAGAUACAUACCCAUUUUUGGCAGAUUGGCUGUGUUUUCUCACCUGUGUGAUGGCUCUUGGGAUAUUAGGUGUUCCCUGACAGAAGCAGCGACUGGGUUUUGGGGCAGCCUUUUUAGAUAGCUUAAGACUUAGGUUUCUUUUCUGAAGUUUAUAUCCAGUUUCUAAAGCAAGUCUGUAAUGGGCUGUUAAAAGGACAAAUUCUCCUUGCACACAUAAAUUACCUACCUCAUAGGGGAGGCAGUGGUAAUGAUGAUUUUGCCACAGUGCUAAAUCUGAGUAGUAGACAGUCAAGCAGUUGGCAACUGACAUAAAAACAGUCCAUCCUCUGACAGGUGAGCUUAUUUGGAUGCACGGACAGCUAUGUAAAACUGAGCCCCUGUUAACAAGCUCUCACCAGUCCACUAGCCAGAUGUCCUGGGACCCUUGGGAACCUAGGGAAAGUAUUUGAAGGGAUAUAUUCACCUCUUCUUUGUUCCAGAUGUCCACAGAGUCUCUGUUCUGAUCCCCUUCUAUAAUCUUUUGUAGUUCUUUUUUUGCGGCUCGCAGCUCCACUGCUCAGUUCAGCAUUUGCUUUUCUUUCCCCCAGCCGUUACAUUCUUUUUCUUAUCUCCUUCACUCUGGUUUAGAAAUGUCUUCAGUCACAAAAUGGCAGCUACUCCUCACAUUAUUCAUUUUGAGUUCAGUCACAGUCUGAUUUAUUUAGCUGUUAACUGAUUUAUUAAUUAAAAUUAACUGAUUUAUACCAACCAGAGGCUGCUCAGCCCAUAGUGAAUGGAGUUUCUAAAAUGCUUUGUGGUCCCUGAGUUGAGAGGGGCCUGGUCAGAAGCAGCAUGUUCUCUGGCACUCAGAGAGAUUCAGUUCCUCCUGCUUACAGUUUGCUCAGUAACCUCAAGUUUUCCAGUGGAAAAGAGCUAGACAUUGUGCUGCUUCCUAACCUGGCUGUCUAGGCCCGUUUAGCCCGUUAGCCAUUUGCCCAUAUGCUUUGGGAUCACCACUCCUUCUAUGCCACGGAUUGUCUGCAUCAGCAGGAUCAGAGUGGCCAGUGUCCUAAGCAUGUCCUUUGGGUAGGAACAGUGACCUGUCAGUUGGGCACAGUUCUUUGCAGUCCUGAUACAUGGCUCCCUGAGCCUUCAGAGGCCUGACUGCAGAGAAGCAACUGCUAAGACUAGCCUGAAACAGAACGGUGUAAGCAGCAGUGUGGGAUCCCAUGAGGCCUCUGCUUCCCAGGUGGGCACCCUUGCUAAUGAAGUGGCCUCAUGUCUUAGGAAGCUGCGCAUUAAUGGAAGAGUGCUAGCUCUCCAAUGGAAUGGAGAAUGCUAGCAACAGCUCAAAAUCUUCUCUGAUCCAAACUGACUAUGGAGAAGAAAAUGCUCCAAAGAACAGUAAUGCUCAGUAAACAUAUAUAUGCAUGCACUCACACAGAGGCCUUAGCAGCACUGCCAAGCUCUGGUACAGGGAAAUAACUGUCAGACGUAUCAGUCAAACCCCAGUUGCUGGAGCAACAUACCAGUUUCAGGACCACUGGCUGGGUUAUCCCAGUGUACAAAGAAAACAAAUUAGGGUAUUAAAACAGUUUGGUUUCUGAGGAAAAGAACUGUGUAAGAGUGGAAGGGGUUUUCUGGUUUUGCAUGUUUAGUCAACAAGGAGAGAGCAAUCUGAGAAAUUGAAACAACUAUGUAUAAUGUUUUAAACCAUUUUUAAUGAAGUGCUUUUGGAUUAAAAACAGAAAAGUUUGUUGCAUACCUCAUUUUUUAGUCUGAAGAAUAAUUAUAUUGUAAUAAAAGAUCUGGACAACCACCA
Molecule: messenger RNA, 3468 nt
Organism: Dromaius novaehollandiae (emu)
Lineage: Eukaryota; Metazoa; Chordata; Aves; Casuariiformes; Dromaiidae
Gene: POGLUT1
Product: protein O-glucosyltransferase 1
Exons: 11
Coding region: 82-1260 (392 amino acids)
Biological process (GO): protein O-linked glycosylation; positive regulation of Notch signaling pathway
Cellular component (GO): endomembrane system
Molecular function (GO): UDP-glucosyltransferase activity; UDP-xylosyltransferase activity
Source: RefSeq, a predicted model, not a curated record